This is a messenger RNA of Tribolium castaneum (red flour beetle), 547 nucleotides long. It is a transcript of the gene Csp7, whose product is annotated as chemosensory protein 7. The record is from RefSeq and is a predicted model, not a curated record. Bases 36 to 419 code for a protein of 127 amino acids. The transcript is spliced from 2 exons. NCBI's taxonomy places the organism in Eukaryota, Metazoa, Arthropoda, Insecta, Coleoptera, Tenebrionidae.
AAUACAAAACUCACAUUUACCGGACAAGACGUACCAUGAAACUUAUCAGUGCUGUGAUACUUUGCGCCUUUUUGGUGGCAGUUUCGGCCGCUGAAAACAAAUACACCAACAAAUACGACAACGUAGAUGUUGAUAAAAUUCUCAACAAUGACAGAGUUUUGACCAAUUACAUCAAGUGUUUGAUGGACGAAGGGCCCUGCACCUCUGAAGGAAGAGAACUGAAAAAAACUUUACCCGAUGCGUUGUCCAGCGGUUGUACAAAAUGCAAUCAAAAACAAAAAGAAACAGCAGAGAAAGUGAUUAGACAUUUAACUCAGAAGAGAGCCAGAGAUUGGGAACGUCUUUCAAAGAAAUACGAUCCACAGGGUCAGUACAAGAAACGAUACGAAGAACACGUAGCUACAUCACGGGCUGCCUAGUUUCACCACCUUCACUCCUUCAUUUUUCAGUUUCAUUCUAUUGUGUUCUAUCGAUUUCACCCUUGUCAUUUUUAUUCAUUUGUUUGUUCGAUACUUUGUACGAAAUAAAACAUUAUUUUUAAUACAAA